Ostreococcus lucimarinus CCE9901 is the source of this 507-nucleotide messenger RNA. RefSeq lists its product with no specific name. Bases 1 to 507 code for a protein of 168 amino acids. The record is from RefSeq and is a predicted model, not a curated record. Lineage: Eukaryota; Viridiplantae; Chlorophyta; Mamiellophyceae; Mamiellales; Bathycoccaceae. Gene Ontology annotation, molecular function: protein binding. The transcript has a single exon.
AUGACGAAGAAGAUGCGAGAAGCGGCGGCGAUGGGGAAGCCGAAACCGACGCGCGCGGCGAUUCGGUUCACGCUGCCACCGCCGAGCGAUUUGGUCGUCGAGGCGUCGUUCGCGGCGAGCGAGCGCGUGCGAGACUUGUACGAGUUCGUCGCGCGAUGCGCGCGCGAUCGAGCGGUGGCCGAGAGCGUGGAAUUGUUCGUGACGCCACCAAAGCGCGUUUUCUCUCGAAACGACGAUGCGACGCUGCUGAGCGCGGGGAUGGCGCCCGCGGCGCGCGUGCGCGUGGGAGCGAAGGGCGCGACGUCCUUCGCGUCGGCGCGAGACGCCGAGGCGCUGUUGCGCGCCGACUUGAUAGCGCUCGCGGCGGAACCCGCGAAACCAACCGUGCGGGUCGUAGAAAAUGGAUCGAAUCUCGCGUUGGAUGACGCCGAGCCCGAAAAGACGCAAGCGCAAAAGAAGGCUGCCGUCACGAACAAACUCAUGGGCCAUCUGAUGGGUCGGCGCUGA